Angiostrongylus costaricensis is the source of this 414-nucleotide messenger RNA. Lineage: Eukaryota; Metazoa; Nematoda; Chromadorea; Rhabditida; Metastrongylidae. The record is from the annotation of a GenBank genome assembly.
AUGGUUUUUCACAGCAGAGCUAGCGGGUUUCCCAAUAAAAAACAGCUCACAUUCUCCUUUGGGUAUAGGCUGGGUGCGCAGCGUGAGGACCCGAAGCGCAGCACUACAAUAGGCGUUCACUUCACUGUUCUCUCACACGACUGCUGUCUGCAAUCCUGUGAUUGGGAACAUUUCUGGGCGCCGAAAGGAGGGAAAGGACAAGUCAAAGGAGGCGUCAAGCGCUAUCGUGAAGUGCUCGGGAACAUCAUGCAAGAAAUUACCAAGCAGGCGAUUCAUCAUCUCGCACGUCGCGCUGCAGUGAUGCGCACCAUAGGGCUUGUAUGUGAUGAAAUUCGGGAAUUACUGAACGUGUUCCUCGAGAACGUUAUAAGGGAUGAUAUGAGUUACUGUGUACAAGCGAUGGUAAAACCGUGA